GGGUACUUAGAACCGUUUAAAACAACUAAUUACAACCCGUUAAGCCGUCAUGUUGAGAUUUGCGUUCAAUCGUGUGGCCUCUGCCAACAUGUCCGUCAAAUCCUGUGCCGAUUUGGCCGCCAGAAGAUCCUUUUCUUCAUCGAUGGUUGUGCCAGCUGCAGCACCAGCAAAGCCUGUAAAGAAGAAGAUUAGACAAGGUUACACCAGAAACACCAACGCUUCUGGUAAGGCCAAGAAGGGUGGUAUGACUGAUAUGAAGUUCAGAGACGCUGUCCGUGGUCUUGGAUAUGAGAAAUAUGCCCCUUCAUUGAGCAACCUUCAUUUGGAAACUCUUAAUGAAAAGGCUGUUGGUACCAACAAGGUGACUAAAUUCUCUUCCAAAUCACUUGCUAAGCUUGUAUCUUUGGAAACUUUCAAGAAGUUCCAACACGUGGAAAUGUUCAGUGAACCAGUUUCCUUGGUUACCCAAAACACUCACAACAUUCAUGCCAACUUUUUAUCUAAAUUGAAUGAUGCUAAGCUGCCUAGACUUUGUCUUUUGGGUGAAAAGGGUUCCGGUAAGUCCACUCUUAUUGCCCAAACCAUGGCCUUGGCCUUGGAACAACAUAACCACAACAUUGUUCUCUUGCACAUAGACCACCCAGAACAAAUUGUUAAUGGUACCAGUGAUUAUAUCUUCAAUUCUAAGACUAAGCAAUACCAACAACCAAUGUUCACCAAGAGAUGGAUCGAAAAGGUCCGUGACGCUAACAAGGACGUUUUCCAACAAUUGAAGUUGUCCAGAGACGUUUCCUUUGUCACUGACAAGAAGGAACAUCAGUUGAAGAAGGAUGAAAACACCGUCUACGACUUUGUCGCUAACAACGCAGACUUUGCUAAGCAAGGUUCCUCUGGUGCCCUUCAAUUUUUGAUUGAAGAACUUCAACACCAUUCUAAGACUACCCCAGUAUUAGUUUCUAUCGACAACUUUACUGGUCUUAUCAAUGACCCAGUUUCUAAAUAUCGUCAUCCAGACUUCACUCCUAUCCAUUUUACUGACUUUGAAAUGGGUUCCUUUGCUUUGAAGGUUGCCAAUGGAGAAAUUGAAUUUGCCAAGGGUGGUGUUUUACUUUCUCUGUCCUCAGACAACAGAAACGCUCACACUUUGAAUGUGGCUCUUGGUCUUGAACAAUAUGACCCAUACUACAAGAACGAACAAUGUGAUGUAGAAGUAGUGGAAGCCUUAUUGAAGAAUGGUGGCAUUGCUAACUACUCAUUGACCAACUUAUCCAAAGACCAAGCAAGAGAAUUGUUAACCUUUUGGGAAUCAGCUGGUGUUUUACAAUUGAGAGAUUACGUUAGAAAGGAAAAGAAGUUUCAAAUGUCCGAAUUGGCUAGCCAAAGUAACGUUCCUCAAGUUCAUGUGGAAGCUGAAGAAUUAUUUGAAAAGACUGUACAAAACUACUUUACCCUUUCAUCUGGAAAUGUUGGAGGAUUGGUUAAGGCCGCAAACUUUUUGUAUUAGCAUGUAAAUAGAUAUAAUAUAAGAAAAAU
This is a messenger RNA of [Candida] anglica, 1533 nucleotides long. The record is from the annotation of a GenBank genome assembly. NCBI's taxonomy places the organism in Eukaryota, Fungi, Ascomycota, Pichiomycetes, Serinales, Debaryomycetaceae.